AUGCAGUUCUCUAUCGAGGGGAGAGCCUGUAACAGCGAGGUGGGGCUGAGGGCUGGUGAGGUGCUGCUCGUUGAAGUGUCCAGGCCCUUCCUUGAUGCGUGUCUCAUGUCGUGCCCCAUGGGCUCCUUUCAGAACUGCCUCAUCCGAGUGACACCACGGGGCCACGAGGCGCUGGUGACUGACUUUGGGCUGGCCAGGGAGGUGGUGGAGCUGCCUGUGAAGGAUGUGGAGAGGAAGCUGUCUCUGGUGGGCUCUGCUUUCUGGAUGGCUCCUGAGAUGCUGCGAGGAGAGCCCUAUGACCGGAAGGUGGAUGUGUUUUCCUUUGGCAUUGUCCUCUGUGAAAUCCUGGGCAGGAUCCCAGCUGACCCUGAAGUGCUUCCCAGGACUCAGGAUUAUGGCUUGGAUGUUAAUGCCUUCCAAGGGAUGAUCAGUGAGUGCCCCAAGCAGGUGAUGGACCUUGCUGCUAGCUGCUGUCGGGUGGAAGCAUUUAAGAGGCCAUCUUUCUCCGAAAUCCUGGAUGAGCUGGAGGAUGUCGUGGAGAGCCUGGAGCCUAGGAGGGACAAUCAGCUUUCAGGCUGA
Molecule: messenger RNA, 579 nt
Organism: Antrostomus carolinensis (chuck-will's-widow)
Lineage: Eukaryota; Metazoa; Chordata; Aves; Caprimulgiformes; Caprimulgidae
Product: dual specificity testis-specific protein kinase 2-like
Exons: 4
Coding region: 1-579 (192 amino acids)
Biological process (GO): actin cytoskeleton organization; protein phosphorylation
Cellular component (GO): cytoplasm; nucleus
Molecular function (GO): ATP binding; protein serine/threonine kinase activity
Source: RefSeq, a predicted model, not a curated record